Messenger RNA from Arabidopsis thaliana (thale cress), 1029 nucleotides. It is a transcript of the gene GRF6, whose product is annotated as growth-regulating factor 6. Gene Ontology annotation, cellular component: nucleus. The transcript has 2 exons. The record is from RefSeq and is marked reviewed. Bases 411 to 929 code for a protein of 172 amino acids. Gene Ontology annotation, biological process: plant organ development; DNA-templated transcription; developmental process. Lineage: Eukaryota; Viridiplantae; Streptophyta; Magnoliopsida; Brassicales; Brassicaceae. Gene Ontology annotation, molecular function: ATP binding.
UAAAAACAUACCUACUACUCUCUUACACUUUCAAUUUUCCAAUACAAAUCCCAAUCUUUAAUCUCUCUUUCUUCUUCAUCUCUCUUUCUCUUUCUCUCUUCAUGGCUACAAGGAUUCCAUUCACAGAAUCACAAUGGGAAGAACUUGAAAACCAAGCUCUUGUGUUCAAGUACUUAGCUGCAAAUAUGCCUGUUCCACCUCAUCUUCUCUUCCUCAUCAAAAGACCCUUUCUCUUCUCUUCUUCUUCUUCUUCAUCUUCUUCUUCAAGCUUCUUCUCUCCCACUCUUUCUCCACACUGUAAGCACACUUUAUCUUCUUUGCUUUGUGCUCUAUGAUGGUUAUCCUUAGGGUUUGGUGAUAAUGUAAACGAAUUUGACUCUUUUUUUUCAGUUGGGUGGAAUGUGUAUGAGAUGGGAAUGGGAAGAAAGAUAGAUGCAGAGCCAGGAAGAUGUAGAAGAACUGAUGGCAAGAAAUGGAGAUGCUCUAAAGAAGCUUACCCUGACUCUAAGUACUGUGAGAGACAUAUGCAUAGAGGCAAGAACCGUUCUUCCUCAAGAAAGCCUCCUCCUACUCAAUUCACUCCAAAUCUCUUUCUCGACUCUUCUUCCAGAAGAAGAAGAAGUGGAUACAUGGAUGAUUUCUUCUCCAUAGAACCUUCCGGGUCAAUCAAAAGCUGCUCUGGCUCAGCAAUGGAAGAUAAUGAUGAUGGCUCAUGUAGAGGCAUCAACAACGAGGAGAAGCAGCCGGAUCGACAUUGCUUCAUCCUUGGUACUGACUUGAGGACACGUGAGAGGCCAUUGAUGUUAGAGGAGAAGCUGAAACAAAGAGAUCAUGAUAAUGAAGAAGAGCAAGGAAGCAAGAGGUUUUAUAGGUUUCUUGAUGAAUGGCCUUCUUCUAAAUCUUCUGUUUCUACUUCACUCUUCAUUUGAUCAUCUUUUGUUCUUAUAACCUUGUAUUUCUUGUUAAGAUGGUAAUGCAAAUUCUCUCUUUUUUUGUCUAAUUUAAUUAGGAGUUUCUUUUUGUGAUCCA